This is a messenger RNA of Phytophthora megakarya, 1356 nucleotides long. NCBI's taxonomy places the organism in Eukaryota, Oomycota, Peronosporomycetes, Peronosporales, Peronosporaceae. The record is from the annotation of a GenBank genome assembly.
AUGGUAUAUCGGCCACAAGCCAACGGGACCGCUGAGCGAAUGGUGCAGACCGCGACCAAGGCGCUCAAGAUGUACGUCCGCGAUCUCGAUCAAAAGGAUUGGGACAAAUAUGCUGAGCGCCUCACCUUCGCGAUCGGAUCCGAGGAGAUACCCCUCACUAUUUGGUGCAUGAACGCGCGACGGUGGCGAUAUCGAGUCCAGCGAUAUUAUCAGCAGUCCCGAGAACAAGUCAAUGCUAGAUUGAAGGAAGCCAUUGCAGAUCGGGCCGACCGACACAACGAAGACGUCGGAUCGCACCAGAUCAAGGCCGGAUCUCGCAUCUGGUUAUAUCUAGAUCGGGUGAAGGAGGGAUACGCGCGGAAAUUGGCUCACCUGUGGCAUGGGUCGUUCCGAGUUGCCGAGGAAAUCAACGAAUUCAGCGUCAAGUUCGAGAUCGCAGGCAUCGGGUACCAGAUCUUCCCAGUAGUGCACGUGUCGAAGUUGAAAUUGGUCAAGGAUUUUCCGGAUCGGCCGCGAGUGGAACUUACGGUUAAUGAGGCGGAUCGGUUUGAUUUCGAUGAGAUCCUGCUUCCGGAGGACAGUUGGGUCCCGGAUCUGGGCCGUGCGGGCAGUCUCGGUGAGAAGGUCCAAGCGAACCUGAUCACGUUCGGCAACCGCCUGAUCACGGAGGCGGAGGGCCGAAUCACGAUCGCCAAGGGCCCGAUCCCGAUCUUCGGUGGUCUGGGCAAGUUGCUUGAAGGCUCGAUCGCGAUCGGAGUUAUAGCUGGCGAGAGCGGUGGCGGAUUCAGACCUCGCAUCGUCAGUCUCACGCUCCAGGCCUCGGACCUGCGCCUGCAGGUCCCUGAUCUCGUCCCCGGCUUGAAUAGCUUCCAGGUGCAGGCGAUCCCGAUCAGUCUCGGCGUUGUGAAGAUCUUCACGGGCGGAAAUAGUUUGACGCUCGAAGUCGUUCCGUUCAGUGCGCAGUUGAAGGACCUGGGUAUGGAGACUCUCGGGAUCGUCACCAAUGGCGUGAGUGAGAGUCGAGAUCUCGGUCUCAUGUCGAGUGAUAUGGUCUCGCUGGCCGUGUUGAAACGCUUCCAUGUCCCGGAUGUUGGAUCGCAGCUGGUGGACUUGCAGAUCGAGGUGAUCCCGGUCUCGAACGAGGUGAUCUCGCGUAAGAUUGCUCUGGCGAAGUUCGCUCUCCAAUGUGGUCAACCGUCGAUCCCGAUCGGAGGUCUGGGAGUGCGGGCGGCGAGAUCGUGGAGUGCCGCGAGUGGUGGCUCGCGGUGGACUGCGGCGAGUCCGGAGGGGUCGGAACAGGAAGCCUCCCGGGGUCGUUGCCGGUUUGGCUCAUGGAGAUCGCUGGUGGUGGAAUGA